Molecule: messenger RNA, 5076 nt
Organism: Plasmodium coatneyi
Lineage: Eukaryota; Apicomplexa; Aconoidasida; Haemosporida; Plasmodiidae
Exons: 2
Coding region: 1-5076 (1691 amino acids)
Biological process (GO): mRNA catabolic process
Cellular component (GO): P-body; exosome (RNase complex)
Molecular function (GO): 3'-5'-RNA exonuclease activity; RNA binding
Source: RefSeq, a predicted model, not a curated record
AUGUUAUUUUUUAAAAAUGCUACAAGAUGUUGUUUUUACACCAAAAUCUAUGAAAAUAUAAAAAUUGUGAAGCGAGUGAAGUUGGAGGCGAGGGCCUCCCGUCCUGAUGGAGGGGGAAGUUCGAAGUUUCGGCCAACUGAUCCAGAACAGUCGUGUGCCCCGGGGAAGGAACAGACGAAAGAGUGGAAUCCCUCCUGGAAGGACGUCAAGAAGGAAAAAAGUAAACAGUUUUACAAACAUGUGUAUGAAAAAAUAAAACAGAAGAAUGUUAAGUUGGGGUAUCAUGAGGAGGGUUCUUCAGAUCACUUCAUUGAUAGAGGAGAGCCAGGAGAAGGCGCCCCCUUAGAGGAAGAUCCGCAGGAUGCAAAUGGAAAAGAAGUCCCCAGGGAAAGCCACCCCCCGUUUAGUGAACCCCCGAGUGAAGACAAAACAGGCGUAUCGGAGAAAUGGCCCCAAAAGGGAGACACAAAUUGGAAAGAAAAAGUACCGGCACGAUUAACCCUCCAACGGGGCAUUCAAAGUGGGAAAGGUAAAAGCAUCAUGGGGGAAAAAUAUCUAAAGGUGAAAAAUAACUAUUUAAAAAGUAAGGAUGUGUAUUUGAAGGUUAAGGAUGGGUAUGUGAGUGGGUACAGUAAAGGCGGUAGGGAUCGGCAAGGGGAAGGUUCACCCGGAAAGGGGAAUGCAAUUUUGGUAAAACCUCCCUUGCGUUCCAGGGGAUCUAAAUCAAAGGAGGAAAAAUUGGAAGGAGGACCAGAAGGGAGAAUGGCCCAUGAGUAUCGAGAAGGAGAUUCACUGGACGGCAUGUCAAACAGAACAGAAGAAGGGAUGGAAACGAAAAGGGUUAGUAAGAACGAAGGGGAAAAUGGAAAACAUACAAAUAAACAGCUGCCUUACCUCCCCUAUAAUGAUAAAAGUAAGUUACUGAAACAUUCACCAAAUGGGAAAGACAAUAAGGAGAACAUUCCUUUUGACCCCAAAUUGGAAAAGGCAAAAAAUGUGAAGGGAGAAUCCCAAGCAGAUGCCGAAGUAGCGGAUAAAAAUUACAUCGAUGUGGAAUAUGAACAAUAUUGGGAUGGAGAAAGGAUAAAAAAAGUUUUAGAGCUACAAAAAAAUAGGGAGAAAAAUUUUAAAAAUAAAUUAUUCAAAGGAGUGUUAUGUGUAUCCCCUUAUGAUACGAGCAAGUGUGUUGUGAUUAGUGAAGAUGAUCCUUUGGGUUCUUUGAAAAAGGACGUUUUUACCAUUUAUGGCUAUAUUAGCCGGAACAGGGCACUGAACGAUGAUGUAGUGUAUGCCUAUACGGCUCGAAGAAAAAUCAAACGAUCUGGAGAUUUGGAAAAUGAGGAGGAGAUUCUAGAAACGAGUCAAGAGGGUACCAUCUCGAUGAGCGAAAAGGAGGAAGAAAAAACGGAACAUUUUUGCAGAGUUGUUAACAUCGUUGAACGGAAGAAUGCUCCAAUUGUGUGCACCAUGAAUUAUUUAAAUAUUAACAAAAGCAUAAACAACACCUUUGGCAGGAAGGACGCACCACAGUUGAGGAGUGAAAAUUUGUUAAGCAAUCCUCCCAAUGUAAAAACGCCCAACAAGGAAGGAAGUAACAUGGUGUAUGAUCCUAAAGAUGAUGAAUCUCCCCCCAGGAAGACACGGAAAAGAGGGCAUAGAGAAAGCACCCCCUUGUGCGCCAAGGUACAACCCGUUGACCCUAGAUUACCUUGCUUCAUAUACGAUGGAUCCAGUAGCAUGUUAAACAGAUUGUUACACUAUUUGAAGAGGAAAAAAAUAAAUUUGUACCUCCUGGUGAAGUUUAAAAAAUGGGACACACACCAGAUCAAUCCAUAUGGAAGUAUUACUACCAUUUUAGGAAAUGAAAAAAACUUUUUAGGAGUCAUUUAUUUUUUUAUCCAUUUUUACAAAAUAAAUUUUCACAUUUAUGAGAGGAGUGAUAUGUCUUAUUUGAGGAGCAAGAUGGAGGUGGGCGACAAAGUCCUGACAGCUUUGGCCAACCGGCAGUCUGCUGCGUCGACAGCGAAGGGUGGGGCAAGCGAUGGGAAGGGGGAAGUAGUAGACCGAGGAAGGGAAACCCCACGUGUCCUGGAUCACCAGCUCAAAAUGGCCUACUUGAAAAAUAUGCAAGAAAAUAAUAAGUGUAUCGAAAAGUACAUGUUAAAAAGCUUCCUUAAAAAUAGGGAAAUUAUUACCGACCUGGAUAUAUUUACCAUAGACCCUCCUACUGCAAAGGAUCUGGAUGACGCUCUGUCCAUCGAAUUUGUCGGCAGUGACACGAAUGCUGUGAAUGAUUUUGAGUACCGAAUAGGGGUGCACAUUUCUGACGUCUCCUUUUUUGUCACCCCCGAUUCAUACUACGAUAGGGUGGCCUCCAAAAUGUGCAACACGAUAUACAUGGACCUAAUGGUCAUCCACAUGCUCCCCUCCAUUUUGAGCGAAGAAAUCUGUUCCCUGAACACCCAGGGGGAGAAGCUGUCCUUUUCCGUCUUUUUCCGACUGAGCAGUCAGGCGAAUCCGUACGACGUCGCGAAGGGGGAGAUCAGACAAUGUGACGAAAAAGAAAAAAGCAACAAAUGCGACAAAAUCGCAAUGAGUGAAAAGGGUGUCGAAAUUAAGAAGAGCCUAAUCAGGAGCAAGCAGAAACUGAACUAUGAUACGGUGGAGGAUUUCCUGGACGAAGUGUACGGAAUACUGCAGCAGAGCAAUAACAAUAUAAAAGAAAUGGAACAAGAUAUUUUAGUGAGGGGGGAUCUCCCAUUAAGCUGUUUCCCCUUUGUUGCAAAUUUUGAAGCAGCAUGCGAAAGGUAUAAUCUGAGUACAAAAUUGGGAAGCGACAUUUUUCGACUAUUCCUGUUAUCCAAAAUGCUGAAGGAGAAGAGUGGACGGAAGAGCGUCAACUCCAAGCCGUCUUUGUUAUUUUUGUUUAAUGAAGCAGAGACUGGUAGUUCCUGUGCGCGAGAUAGGGGUGUGCCUAUCGGGGUGGAAGAACUGGAGGAGUGUUAUUCGGAGGGAGGAGACAACCAUAGUGGCAAUCUUAGUAACCAUUCUAACGGUGAUGCACUUAACGAACGGAUGGAGACCUUCCUAAAGAAGAGAAAUGUGCAAGCCCUGCUGGAGGAAAGUGACGUGGAGAAUAUUUGCGUGGAAAAAGUGGAAUACAAAGCAAAGAGCCACAUGCUAAUAGAAGAAAUGAUGAUUUUAACAAAUUUUUUAGUAGCCAAUAAAAUUAGCCAAAGUGGAAAAUUGGGAAUUUUAAGAAUACAUGAAAAUACCUCCGAGGAGAUAAAAAACAAUCUCCUUCACAUUAUUGACCAUAACACGUACAGCCGAAUUGAUGCCAUGAUUGACAUAAAAAGGAGCAGCAUCAACGAUAUUUUAAACGUUUGCGAAAGAAUUUUGGACAAUAAUCAACUGACGUGCAUGCAAUACAACAUAUUGAAGCAUUAUAAGGAGGCCAUAUACAUCCCCUACACAGAAGGGGAGAAGAAGGCACAUCAUUUCGGCUUGGCACUGAGCAAAUAUAUUCAUUUCACCUCCCCUAUAAGGAGAUAUAUUGAUAUUAUUACACACAGAAUUUUAGGUACUAUUGUGGAAAACGACGAGCAGGGGUUAAAUUACAGCUACGAGGACUUGAAGAGAAUUUGCGACCAAUGCAAUGUUCAGAAAAAAAAAACAGACGAGGCUCAGAUUCAUUUGAAGAAUGUCCUCCUUAAUAGGUACCUCGUAUAUUUGAACGAAGCCUACAAAAGGGAGAAGCGACUGGUGGGAAAUGCGCCUAAUGCACCUAAGGCGGCUGCCAAGGGUGGGGACAAUUUGAGUUCGAAAGAUGUAUCACUUUGUGAGCUUCACCCAGAGGAGGGAACAACAACCCCCCAUGAUAACACUACACAGUGCAUCACUCGUGCUGAAAAAAAGAUGCACCCAGUUGACCAGCCGAAGGUGAAAGAAACGGAUGACACUACCCAUAAAGGAAAUGAACUGGACGAAUCCAGUCAACCUAUUAAGAAGUACUUCUACAGGAGGGAUGGUCUUAUAUGCUUCCCAACAGAAGCCUACAUUCAAGAAAUAGUGAUAACGAAAAGCGCAAAGGAAAAUAUUUGCCUGAAUAUACUAUUUAAGAAUUAUAUUGAUGUGGAUAGAAUGGACGAACCUGAUGAGGAGUAUACAUGGAAGACGUACACAUCCUACACGUUGAGCUCAUCCAAGGGAAGUAACCCUAUGAGUAGCUACCCCAUGGAAAAGAGCACUUUGAUCACGGACCGCGUGAAGCUCAUAAAUGAAACGACAGACGAAAUGACCACCGCCAAUCACAAUAGAGAAGAAAACGCCAAGUGCAAAUUUAAAAAAAGCCCAAUUGAAAAUAGCAAAUUGAAAAACGCAGUCGUCUUUUAUGUACCCUUGCUAGAAACAGAAAAGUCAAUCAGUGACAGUUUGCUGAAUCUGACGUUUGAAUUUAUUUCUCUAUCCUAUGAGGAAAGUACCUUUGUGUAUGAUUUAUCGAGAGGGGUUCUGUACAGGGUGGGCGGAAGUGCGACUUCCAUGAAUGGGGCGCCCAGCAGUGGGGCUCUGGAGGGGGCCUCGAAAGAGGAAGAGCAAAUAACGGAAGAGCAAUCAACGGAAGAGCUGACAGAGGAGCGCCCAGUGCAAAACAGAGCAACCCUGCAUAUCCCCAAUAUCCUCAAAAAAAUAAACAACCCCCAAUUUAGCGUUAAGUACGAGGUACUAAAACUGGAUGAGAAAAAGGCCUUUGAAAAAAUUUACGACUUUCUGUACAUCCAUGACGUUUUCUUCAAGCGGGUUGAAGAAGCCAAAUCGAAAGGGAGUCCCAACCUGGGUCUGCACCAUGAGAGUUCUUCUACCGAUGAAAAUAAUAAAGGGGAUGUUCGUCCGAUGGGGAACCCUGCUCGUUUCGAUGGGGAAAAAAGCGAAAGGAAUGAAGCAUCGAAUGGAGAUGUAAGAAGGGAGUGCGCUGAGGAAGGGCCUACGGAGGAGUAUGAAACGAUAAGCAGGUUUCAGAAGAAGGAAAUUCUGAUUGUUCCCGGAUCCCAGGUGUGGACCUUGCGCUUGGCAUGA